Schistocerca piceifrons (Central American locust) is the source of this 1236-nucleotide messenger RNA. RefSeq lists its product as uncharacterized. Lineage: Eukaryota; Metazoa; Arthropoda; Insecta; Orthoptera; Acrididae. The transcript has 5 exons. Bases 1 to 804 code for a protein of 267 amino acids. The record is from RefSeq and is a predicted model, not a curated record.
AUGGCGGCGUCGCUGCCUGAGGACCCCGCGUCGUGGGAGCCGGAGCCAGACGAGGGCCCGCGCACGCGGCGCUCGGGGUCCGGCUCCGGAGGAAUACUCAGCUACAUCAAGGAAAAAGUUUCCGGCAAAAUCGCGCAGAUUGCGUCCGCUUCCUCGUCCUCCGGCAGCGACCACGAGCCGCCACCAGAAUACGGGCCGCCGGUCGAGAGCUAUGACCACAAAUCCUUCGACAUCUGGAGUUUCAAGCGUGCACUGCUGUCUUCAUUGCUGCAGGCUGUAAAGGCCAUCAAGGGCGGCAUAAUUGCACUUAAGGGCCAGCUAAUUAAGGCAAAGGGAAACGUCAUUGAGGCAAAGGGACGUUUCCUGGCUGCCAAGGGUGAAGCCAUCUCAGAAUUCGGUAAACAUGUGGCGACCAAGGCAUUACUGGAAGGGGACCAUGAGGACGAACAUCCACACAGCCAUAGCAGCGCACCCAGCGGUCCUCCCAGCGGUUACGCUGUUGAGACUGUACACUCAGGUGGGUACUCGGGCCCGCCACCUCCACCUGUAUACGGGCCACCACCGUCGGCGCCAGGGCUGGUGUACGGCGCUCCCUUCGCCAAGAUCGCAAGGGCCGCUACGCCGCCUGCCCCUCAUCUUGACAAGCCUGGCCCAGGUGAGGUGCAGGCAGGUUUGCUGGUGCUGAAGCCCAUCUCGUUGCCAGAGCCGCGCGGACACUCGUCGCACUCCACUGCUGCCACGGGCCAUGUACCCGUCCUGGCGCCAGCACCUCCGCACAUCUUCCCCCCCACCUGGGUCUAUUAGAAGGUUCCACGUGCUGUCGCCGCAUAACGGAUGAUUCCUUCAUCAAUUCACCCAUUGCAACUGACGAAAAUCCGUUGACUGUUAUUGAUAUCACAGCGUCAUUCAUUUCUAUGAUUAGAUAUGUAGUCUCAUAUACGCUGAUAAUCUUAUACAGGAGCAUGGACUCCGUGUUCGACUGAAAAAAAGCAUAACAAAUACAUUUCGUACAUAUUUGGUGUAUUUACAAUUGUAUGAUACUAUUAACUGUUUGAGGCAUUAGAGUUUAUUAGGCACGCGUGACUGUAGAAAAAAAUAUUUAGACGUAUCUACGACAGUUUGUUCGAUCGAAUACUAAAUGUUGUUGACGUUCUAUCUUCUCUUUUCGACCUAAUCAAGUGUAGUCAUUUGUGAAGUUCUUUUCCGGCUCUUAAACUUAAUAAGUCGAUGCACUUU